Messenger RNA from Vombatus ursinus (common wombat), 1440 nucleotides. RefSeq names its product small nuclear RNA activating complex polypeptide 3 (gene SNAPC3). The transcript is spliced from 9 exons. The record is from RefSeq and is a predicted model, not a curated record. Gene Ontology annotation, cellular component: snRNA-activating protein complex. Bases 17 to 1219 code for a protein of 400 amino acids. Gene Ontology annotation, biological process: snRNA transcription by RNA polymerase III; snRNA transcription by RNA polymerase II. Lineage: Eukaryota; Metazoa; Chordata; Mammalia; Diprotodontia; Vombatidae. Gene Ontology annotation, molecular function: RNA polymerase III type 3 promoter sequence-specific DNA binding; core promoter sequence-specific DNA binding; RNA polymerase II cis-regulatory region sequence-specific DNA binding.
GCAGAGGAGGGCGGACAUGGCUGCCGGUUGUGUAGGCGACGGCGGCGGCUCCUCCAGCGGUGGGGGCGGGUUCAAGUUCCCGGAAUACGAGAUCCCGGAGCUGAACACGAAGCCCUUUCUCGUGCAGGCCGUGGGGAACCUGUGGAAGGAGAGGCUUCUCGGGGUCCGUGACUUCUCCUUGGAGCCUCCCGCGCCCAGCAGCCCGGACGGGGUCGGAGCCGGCGAGGAAGAUGCGGCCGUGGCCGAGGACUUGGGCUGCAGCCUGGAGACCGCGGCCGAGCUGAGCCUCGUGUGUGGCCUGGAUAAGUUGAAGUACUGUGAAGAGGAGGAUGAUCCAGAAGUCAUUCCUGAAGACACCAACCUAGUGACUUUGGGACUUAGAAAGAGGGCCUUGGAGCAUCGAGAAGAAACCAUAACAGUAGAUCGUAUCUGCAGACAAGAAACCUUUGCCUAUGAGAUGGAGUCACAUGCCAUAGGAAAGAAGCCAUCAAAUCCAGCAGACUUAGUUAAUGAAGGAGAACUUAUCUUAUCUCUGAAUAUCUUCUAUCCUGUUAUAUUUAGUAAGCAUAAAGAACGCAAACCCUAUCAAACCCUACUAGUGUUGGGCAGUCAAAAGCUCACGGAGCUCAGAGAUUCAUUUUGCUGUGCCAGUGACCUUCAGAUUGGAGGAGAGUUCAGCAGCACACCUGACCAGGCACCAGAGCACACCAGCAAGGAUCUUUACAAGUCAGCUUUCUUCUAUUUUGAAGGAACAUUUUACAAUGAUAGAAGAUACCCUGAAUGCAGAGAUUUGAGCAGAACAAUUAUUGAAUGGUCAGAGUCCCAUGAUCGAGGAUAUGGGAAGUUCCGGUCUGCUAAAAUGGAAGAUUUCACCUUCAAUGACCUGUACAUUAAAUUGGGUUUUCCUUACCUGUAUUGUCACCAGGGAGACUGUGAGCAUGUUGUCAUUAUCACAGAUAUAAGGCUUGUACAUCAUGAUGACUGCUUGGAUAAGACACUUUAUCCCCUACUCACCAAGAAGCACUGGUUAUGGACCAGGAAAUGUUUUGUUUGUAAAAUGUACACAGCCAGAUGGGUAACCAACAACGACUGCUUUGCACCAGAGGAUCCAUGUUUCUUCUGUGAUGUUUGCUUCCGAAUGCUCCAUUAUGAUUCUGAAGGCAACAAACUGGGGGAGUUCCUUGCUUAUCCUUAUGUUGACCCUGGAACUUUUAACUGAAGACAACACAGUGACACUACAAACAAUGGGUUGUUUGGAAUAGUUGCAGUACUUGUCAGACUGUCACUUUCUGAAUGCCAGGAGCGUCUUAGGCAAAAGCAAUCUAUUUGACUAUUUUGAUAACUGAUUUAGCUGUUAAGUUUUAUUAUUUGGUAGCUUUUUUCUGAAGCUUAAGUUUGGGUAUAUGGUAUAUUAAAUUCAUAGUAAAUUCAUAAAUAUUA